UCAGAUUCAAACUCAUCUGGCUAUGAUUUGGUGCGGACUUUGCGAAUGGCUGGAUACGGGAUGUUAAUAAUAGGCCCUUCGUUGCAUUACUGGUUCAAUUUCGUAUCUCGUGUUUUCCCGAAACGCGAUCUCUUCUCCACUUUCACGAAAAUGGUGUUAGGGCAGAUGGUAUAUGGCCCUACUGUAACUGCAUUGUUCUUCUCUCUCAAUGCUGCUUUACAAGGUGAAAGUGGUUCCGAAAUUAUUGGUCGAUUGAAACGUGAUUUAGUACCUACACUGAAAAGUGGCGUUAUGUACUGGCCGAUAUGCGAUUUUGUGACGUUCAGAUUCGUCCCCGUACAUUUACAGCCUUUGGUGAGCAACUCAUUUUCAUACCUAUGGACGGUUUAUCUAACUUACAUGGCAAGCUUAUCGAAAGUUAGUACGAGUUGAGAUCGUUUUAGCGACCACUAAACACACGCCACCUGGCAUGGCACCUUCAUUUUAUCCCGUUAAGAGUGGGGAUUCGUUUUAUUCACAAGAAUUACAUGAUGUAACUAGCUUUAUUUCUUUUCUUCCUUUUAUUCCAAUUAUUGAAGUAAUGACAAAUUACAUGGUGAAAAAUUAACUGAUCCGAU
Messenger RNA from Erythranthe guttata (spotted monkey flower), 617 nucleotides. Lineage: Eukaryota; Viridiplantae; Streptophyta; Magnoliopsida; Lamiales; Phrymaceae. The record is from RefSeq and is a predicted model, not a curated record.